Messenger RNA from Paramecium primaurelia, 1069 nucleotides. NCBI's taxonomy places the organism in Eukaryota, Ciliophora, Oligohymenophorea, Peniculida, Parameciidae. The record is from the annotation of a GenBank genome assembly.
GAAUUAAAAAGUUAUUAACUUUUUAACAUAGCUAAGAGUUAUGAAAAAUUUGUAUAUAAAUUAGGUUUUAUGGAAUACGAUUGUAUCGCCAUGGAUUAUUGUAAUAAUGGCGAUCUUUCAGACUAUCUAAAAAUUAAUCGAAAGAAUUUGAAUAUAUAAGAUAUAAGAGAUAUGAUCUUUUAAGUAUAUUAUUUUCGAUAUCUAGAUUGCUUUUGGAAUAUGGGAACUUCAUAAAUUCAAAAUCAUACAUAGAGAUCUCAAACCUUAAAAUAUAUUAACUCACAAAUAAUAAGAUAAACUUUUUUUAAAAAUUUGCGAUUUAGGGCUUUCAAAAAUAUCCAAAUAAGGUGGUGGCAAUCAUACAGUAAAUAUAGGUACUCCUUAUUACAUGGCUCCAGAAUUAAUUUAGAAUGGUGAUUCUAAUUCUUCAUAUGAUUGCUCUGUUGAUGUUUGGGCUUUGGGGGUAAUAAUAUAUGAGUUUUUCUCAGAAGAAUAAUUAUUUGCUGGAAGAAAUAUAUAAAUUAUUUUUGAUUAAAUUAAAAAUUUAGACAUAAUGCAGAAAUUAAAUAAAAUAUAUGAUGUUUAUUUAAGAAACAUUUGUGAAAAAUGCCUAUACAAAAAUCCAAAAGAAAGACCAAAAAUAAAGUAGAUACUUAUCGCCUUAGAUAAGAUAAAAUUUGAAAAAUAAAAGUUCAUGUUAAAAAAUGAUUCAACAAAAUUAUUAUAAAGUCAGAUAAAAAUAAAAGGUGCUAUCACUACAAUUUAAUAAAAUUUAUAUUAACAAAAUAAUUAAAAAUUGAAUGAGGAAAAUUAAAUUAAUAAUUCUUAAUAAAUCAAUUAUUAAGAGGAGCCAUAAAAUAAAAUAAUUGAAAAAAGCUCAUAAUUACAACCAUCAUUAAAUAAUUUAUAAGUUCGAUUGCAAGUUUAGCUUUUAUCAAAAAUUAAGGAUAAAAAAUUUGCAAAUCAAUUAAUAUUUAUGUAUUGGAAUAAAAAAAGUGAGGAGGAAAUAUUAAAAGUAAUAUAAGCAAAAGGAGACGAACUGAUUGUUAAUUCAUAAAAAUAAUAUUGA